GCCAACAUGUACCGGGUCGGAGAUUAUGUCUACUUUGAGAAUUCCUCUAGCAAUCCGUACCUCAUCAGAAGGAUAGAAGAACUCAACAAGACUGCAACUGGCAACGUGGAAGCAAAAGUAGUGUGCUUUUAUAGACGACGAGAUAUUUCCAACACGCUUAUAAUGCUUGCAGACAAGCAUGCUAAAGAAAUUGAGGAAGAAUCUGAAACAACAAUUGAGGCUGACUUGACGGAUAAACAGAAACAUCAGUUGAAACAUAGGGAGCUCUUUUUGUCUCGCCAAUACGAAUCUCUGCCUGCAACACAUAUCAGGGGGAAAUGCAGUGUUGCCCUUCUGAAUGAGACAGAGUCUGUAUUGUCAUAUCUUGAUAAAGAGGAUACUUUUUUCUACUCAUUGGUCUAUGAUCCCUCAGUGAAAACACUGUUAGCUGACAAAGGUGAAAUCAGAGUGGGACCUAGAUAUCAAGCAGACAUUCCAGAAAUGCUCUUAGAAGGAGAAUCAGAUGAGAGGGAACAGUCAAAAUUGGAAGUGAAAGUUUGGGACCCAAAUAGCCCACUUACAGAUCGACAGAUUGACCAGUUUUUAGUUGUAGCGCGUGCUGUCGGGACAUUCGCUCGAGCCCUUGAUUGCAGCAGUUCUGUAAGGCAGCCUAGUUUGCAUAUGAGUGCAGCUGCAGCUUCUCGAGACAUCACCCUGUUUCAUGCUAUGGAUACGUUGUAUAGGCACAGCUAUGAUUUGAGCAGUGCAAUUAGUGUCUUAGUACCACUUGGGGGACCUGUUUUAUGCAGAGAUGAAAUGGAAGAAUGGUCGGCCUCUGAAGCUAGUUUAUUUGAAGAGGCACUGGAAAAAUAUGGCAAAGACUUCAACGACAUACGUCAAGACUUUCUCCCUUGGAAAUCAUUGACUAGCAUCAUUGAAUAUUAUUACAUGUGGAAAACUACUGACAGAUAUGUGCAGCAGAAACGUCUAAAAGCAGCAGAAGCUGAGAGUAAGCUGAAACAAGUGUAUAUCCCAACUUACAGCAAACCAAAUCCCAACCAAAUAUCUACCAGCAAUGGCAAACCUGGUGCUGUGAAUGGAGCCGUGGGAUCCGCAUUCCAGCCGCAGAACCCUCUCCUAGGGCGAGCCUGUGAGAGCUGCUAUGCUACACAGUCUCAUCAGUGGUAUUCUUGGGGCCCACCUAAUAUGCAAUGUAGGUUAUGUGCAACCUGUUGGCUCUAUUGGAAAAAAUACGGAGGCCUAAAAAUGCCCACCCAGUCGGAAGAGGAGAAGUUACCUCCCAGCCCAGCUACAGAGGACCCUCGAGUUCGAAGUCACAUGUCUCGCCAGGCCAUGCAGGGGAUGCCGGUCCGAAACACUGGGAGCCCAAAGUCUGCAGUGAAGACCCGUCAAGCUUUCUUCCUUCACACUACAUAUUUCACAAAAUUUGCUCGUCAGGUCUGCAAAAAUACCCUCCGGCUGCGGCAGGCAGCAAGACGGCCGUUUGUUCCUAUUAAUUAUGCUGCCAUUAGGGCAGAAUAUGCAGACAGACAUGCGGACCUAUCUGGAAGUCCACUGAAAAGCAAAAGCACUAGGAAACCUUUGGCAUGUAUCAUUGGGUAUUUAGAGAUCCAUCCUUCGAAGAAACCUAAUGUAAUUCGAUCUACACCAAGCCUACAAACCCCAGCUACCAAGCGGAUGCUAACCACCCCGAAUCACACGUCUCUGAGCAUUUUGGGGAAAAGAAACUACAGUCAUCACAAUGGCCUGGAUGGAUAUAAGAUCCUGACUAACGUGAGUUUCCAAGGUGAACUCAAAGUACUAGAAAAAAAUGUUAGUUAG
This is a messenger RNA of Lipotes vexillifer (Yangtze River dolphin), 1821 nucleotides long. It is a transcript of the gene MTA3, whose product is annotated as metastasis associated 1 family member 3. The annotation marks the transcript as partial. The record is from RefSeq and is a predicted model, not a curated record. Lineage: Eukaryota; Metazoa; Chordata; Mammalia; Artiodactyla; Lipotidae. The transcript is spliced from 17 exons. Gene Ontology annotation, biological process: negative regulation of transcription by RNA polymerase II. Gene Ontology annotation, cellular component: nucleoplasm; NuRD complex. Gene Ontology annotation, molecular function: transcription coactivator activity; chromatin binding; histone deacetylase binding.